This is a messenger RNA of Penaeus monodon (black tiger shrimp), 2958 nucleotides long. RefSeq names its product heparan sulfate 2-O-sulfotransferase 1-like. Gene Ontology annotation, molecular function: sulfotransferase activity. The transcript is spliced from 8 exons. The record is from RefSeq and is a predicted model, not a curated record. Lineage: Eukaryota; Metazoa; Arthropoda; Malacostraca; Decapoda; Penaeidae. Gene Ontology annotation, cellular component: membrane. Bases 360 to 1628 code for a protein of 422 amino acids.
GAGAAACAUCAGAGACACCGAAAAGAGCAGACUUAUGUCACUCGUCAUCUUCCACAAUCCUGAAAGAAAAAUCUGAAAAACCUACUAUAUGUAACCGAAUCUGCACUCUGUGGCUAAGAAUGUGAUAAUUUCCUCUGAAACUGUAGGGAAAUCGUAAGGAAAAAAAAAUCACGAAUAUUCGAAAACCGUGAAAGGUCCAAUCCGACACAAAAAGAAUAUACUUAUACAUAUAAAUUAAUUUACUAGAUACGAAAAUAAAUUUAAACGUUUUAACUAAUUAAAAAAAAGACGCGACAUUUUUUUUUCAAACUAGUAGUGACAUCUGAAAGUGAAAAACAAACCAAACGGAUAAAACAAACAUGCAUUUUACACUGAAAUGGCGAAGAUGGAGAAACACCGAUAAUGCAAAUACUAUUGUCGGUAUUAUCAGAUACAUCCCGUACGUAGCGUGUGUGAUCAGCUUGAAAAUCUACGUCAUGAUGCUCCUCGUGCACAAGAGGGACUACGCUCCGGACUAUGCUGACUAUGAUGACUAUGCUGCGAGGUUGGGGAGCGAGAGGCAGCCCGCGAGUCGGAUUGACCCCACCACCACCACCACCACCGAACCGGAGGACCCUUUCUGGGACGAGAAGCAGAGGGUCCUCUCACGCCUGAACGACACGGCCCUUCAGCCCAGCGCCUUCAACAGGACACCGGACACCAUCUGGCUCUUCUACAAUAGGAUUCCUCGCACGGCCGGACAGACGAUGGUGUCCCUCCUGAAGUCCUUGGCGGGAGACCUCGAUUACCAGCAUCAGGAACAUGUCUACAGGACGCCAUGGCAACGUCUGAUGAGCGAAGAGGAACAGAAGAAUUUGGCCACGUGGUUCGAGUACAACUUUUGGCCCAAAAGCUAUGACCGGUUUUCUCUCUUCAUCAACUUUACGGAGCAUCGUAGCCCAUACGUGAAACUCCGCCCGGCCUACAUGACUCUGGCGCGCGACCCUGUGGACAAGUUCAUCUCGUAUUUUCGCUUCAAACGCGUCGACAGCGACCGAGUCAAGAGCGAAAUGUCGGCGAGGGAGCGACAGCAGCCGGGAACAGGACGCAAGUGGUACUGGAAGAAACUCGAGGACUGCGUACUGAAGGAGGACCCCGAGUGUGCAUUUCGAGAAGGAUCUGAGGACUUCAUCUCGGCCAUUCCUUUCCUGUGCGGACAGCACGACUAUUGCCUAAAACACGGUAAUUCAUGGGCUUUACAAAAGGCGAAAUUCAACGCAGAAUAUGAAUAUUCCGUGAUCGGCCUCGUGGAGCACUGGAACACAACACUGGCAGUCCUUGAGCAUUUCCUACCCAGCUUCUUCCAGGGUGUUCAGCAGCGAUAUUGGGAAGCAGGAUUCAAGGACCAACGUACAGUCAACAAGAAUCCAAAGAAGUACAAGCCAGUCUCCGAAACAGUACUCAAGAUCCUCAAAGACAAGAUGGCCCUCGAAUAUGAGCUGUACGAGUUCCUCAAGCAAAGGCUUCACCAGCAGUUCGACAGUAUUGCCGAUCUCCUAAAACUGCCGACAACAAAGAUUCAUUCCAGGUCAACGGAAAAGGCAGCCUUGAGCUCAUGGGAUAGAAUGGAUAUAGAGCUCAGGCAUUAAAUUUUUUAAAUCUAGGGUACUGUCUACAUUCACUAGAUUUGGAAAUAAUACAUCCAUGGGUUUUGCCUCUCAUUCCAUCGUCUUUCAGGCUUUCAUGUUUUCAUACAAUAUAUACUUCCUGUUUCUGAAAAAUAUAUUUCUAUCAACUGCUCUCAAUAACCAUCUAAAGUAAUAAUUAAUUACUUAAAUACUGAACGAAAUAUGGGAAUCAAGCAUUUCUAGAUAGAGGUUGGGUUCUUCAGGUAUGUAUUAAAUUUCUCAGUUAACAAAUACAGCCAUCUUUUCAGUAUGCAAUAAAUUAUAAAAAUGGAAUUUCCUUAAAGCAAUUUUUGCACUCUUAUAACAGGACAAGAUAUCAGAUAGCCUCAUCACACAAUACCUCUUGCAAAAAGCUAAAACGGUUUAGAAACCAUUGAGAAUACUGACAGAAGAAAGCAGAAUAAGAGCACUUAACUUCAAGAAAACAAAAAUUAUAGUAUUCUUUAAGAUCAUAUUAGAGAAGAACUACAACUAUUUUGAAUGCCUCUUAACCUAAAACUGCAGAUGCAACAAUAAAACAAAAACACACAUUACCAUAGCAAAAAAGACAUUUAAAGAAAUGUCAAGUAUCCUCACAAAUAAAAAACUUUCAAAGGAAACCAACAAAAGACAUUAAAUACAUAAAGUCUACCCUGACAUACAGAUACAAACCGUGAACAUCAAGCAAAUAAGGUACAAAUUGCUUGGCAGUAAUGGAGUUAUAGAUUCAUCACAAAAUGAACAAAAUGCCAUAGAUGAAUCCAUUGCACUUGGAGAAAGGAUGAGCCUUAUAAGAACAAUCCACCAAAGACCUUUCCAUUGAAAAACUAGGAGGAAGAGUGGGGAGUCAAAGAGGAAAAAGAAGAUAGAAACCGGAAUUCCUACCGAAUCUGGUAUUCAGGAAAGGCUUGCGAGGGCUGGGACUGUCGCCAAUGUCAGACUGAUACAGCACUUCAAGAAGAUACAUGUACUUGGAAUAUAACAUUGCCUUCCAAAUGCCCUUACGUAAGUGAUGGUUGUUGCUCUCAGUUGCACUUGUUGGUAUACAGAAAGCCGAAAAUAAAUAGCUGAUUAUUUUUCCUAAGAUUCCAAUAUCUGUAUCAUCAAGAAGUCUUAGAAGUAAUUUAUAAGUAUUUUUGUUGAAGUACAGAGAAAUUCUAUAAUUAAAGUUUCUUUGAGUCAUUACUUGCUAAUCUUAUAAAAAGAAAAAAAUACCAGUGUAUUAUAUCUGUGUAUGUAUAAUGUCACAUGCAUUUUGUUUUGUAAAUAUAUUCAUAUGCUUUCAUUAAAAUAAACUAUCUGUCUUACAAAC